Molecule: messenger RNA, 6623 nt
Organism: Rana temporaria (common frog)
Lineage: Eukaryota; Metazoa; Chordata; Amphibia; Anura; Ranidae
Product: protein argonaute-3
Exons: 19
Coding region: 901-3483 (860 amino acids)
Biological process (GO): regulatory ncRNA-mediated gene silencing; regulation of stem cell proliferation
Molecular function (GO): RNA binding; protein binding
Source: RefSeq, a predicted model, not a curated record
UCCGGGGGAGGGGGUUUGGGGGUGGGAACCGUUAGAGUCUAACUCCUCCUCAGUUGUGAAGGAAGCUGGAGGACCAGGCGCUGCCGGCGGCUUGUGUUCCAUCACCGACAGUGAAGAGCACUAGCUGACGUGGAAGCAGAGCGGGUCCUUCACAGGCUUCUGUGGGCGCCGUCUUCACUCUCCGAUACAGGACCGCCAUCUGCAAGUAACGACCAAUCACAACUCGGCUCCUCUUACUUUGCUCAGGUGGUGAAAGGGGAAAAGCAGCCAAUCACGGCCCGACUUUCAUCCUGACACCUAAUUGCCACAGCUGGUUGAAAUCGAGAACUGGUAAAACUAUCUACCAACAGCCUGGGAGAGUGCAGGAGCAAGCAGCCGGGGGCGGGAUUACUGGACAGCCAAUCAACGACCGACAUUCCUGUCACAGAACAGCUGGGGAGAGAUGAGGACCAGGAGGUGACUCAGCCAUCUCCAAGGCAACGGGCCAGUCAGCUGCUAGACCUUCUCCUACCCCCACCACACCCUCAUUCCUAGCCAAUUGCUGCACCUUACACCUUUCAUCUUGGAGUACAGGUGUGACUAAAAGUCAACCAAUCAGAGGACCUCUCAUCAAUUCCGGGUGAAGACUAGGAUACACCAGCCAAUCAGAAGAGAGAUUUCCAAACUACUGUGUAGCCAAUCAGCAAUUUUUUUUCCAGUGCCUGUGUUUUAGAGCAGGAGUGCCAUUUUGUGCAGUGAGAUUCUGGGAACCAGCUUGAGUAGACAGAUUUCCCUAAGUGCCAGGGGACCAAUCAAAAGCCACGCGCCAGAAAGGCCAGUGGAGCAAGGCUUUUCCAGCCCUUCUCCCCACCCCAGACUGGGCUCCGCAGAUUCAGGACAGCAAGACACUGACCUCCAUGAAUGGAAAUCGGCACCACAGGACCCGUGGGGGCACAGCCCUUUUUUAUGGUGCCCAGACGGCCUGGCUAUGGCACCAUGGGAAAGCCCAUCAAGCUGCUGGCCAAUUGCUUUCAAGUGGAAAUCCCAAAGAUUGACGUUUACCUCUAUGAGGUGGACAUUAAACCAGACAAAUGUCCUCGCAGAGUUAACAGGGAGGUGGUUGAUUCGAUGGUCCAGCAUUUCAAAGUUACCAUAUUUGGUGACCGUCGACCGGUUUAUGAUGGAAAAAGAAGCUUGUAUACUGCCAAUCCACUGCCUGUAGCAUCUACUGGGGUGGAUUUGGAUGUAACAUUACCAGGAGAAGGAGGAAAAGAUCGUCCCUUUAAGGUCUCCAUCAAAUUUGUUUCUCGAAUAAGCUGGCACCUACUGCAUGAAGUACUAACUGGAAGGUCCCUCCCCGAGCCAUUGGAACUGGACAAGCCAAUAAGUACCAACCCAGUCCAUGCUGUUGAUGUUGUGUUACGCCAUCUGCCCUCCAUGAAGUACACCCCUGUAGGACGCUCGUUCUUUUCUGCACCUGAAGGGUAUGAUCACCCCUUGGGAGGCGGAAGAGAAGUCUGGUUUGGGUUCCAUCAAUCUGUCCGACCUGCCAUGUGGAAAAUGAUGCUUAAUAUAGAUGUUUCUGCCACUGCCUUCUACAAAGCACAACCAGUUAUCCAGUUCAUGUGUGAAGUUCUAGAUAUUCAUAACAUAGAUGAACAACCGCGACCUCUGACCGAUUCUCACCGGGUAAAAUUCACCAAAGAGAUAAAGGGUCUGAAGGUUGAAGUGACUCAUUGUGGAACAAUGAGACGGAAAUACCGUGUUUGUAAUGUGACAAGGAGGCCUGCCAGCCAUCAAACCUUUCCUUUACAGCUGGAGAAUGGGCAGACCGUGGAAAGAACAGUUGCUCAGUACUUUAGAGAAAAGUAUAAUCUCCAGCUGAAGUAUCCUCAUUUGCCCUGUCUGCAAGUUGGACAGGAACAAAAACACACAUACCUGCCUCUGGAAGUCUGUAACAUUGUAGCUGGCCAACGAUGUAUUAAGAAGUUGACUGACAAUCAGACAUCCACUAUGAUCAAAGCAACAGCUCGGUCUGCUCCAGACAGACAGGAGGAGAUCAGCAGGCUGGUUAGAAGUGCAAAUUACGAUGCAGAUCCUUUUGUUCAAGAAUUCCAGUUUAAAGUUCGAGAUGAAAUGGCUCAUGUGACGGGAAGAGUACUUCCAGCGCCAAUGUUGCAGUACGGAGGGAGGAAUCGCACAGUGGCAACUCCGAGUCAUGGGGUCUGGGACAUGCGGGGAAAACAAUUCCACACUGGUGUGGAGAUCAAAAUGUGGGCCAUUGCAUGCUUUGCAACGCAAAGGCAGUGCAGGGAAGAAAUCUUGAAGGGAUUCACAGACCAGCUAAGGAAGAUAUCAAAGGAUGCAGGGAUGCCCAUUCAGGGUCAGCCAUGCUUCUGCAAAUACGCGCAGGGCGCGGACAGUGUGGAGCCAAUGUUCAGACACCUCAAAAACACUUACUCUGGGCUCCAGCUCAUUAUUGUCAUACUGCCAGGAAAAACACCAGUAUAUGCGGAGGUAAAGCGUGUUGGAGACACAUUGCUGGGUAUGGCCACUCAGUGUGUCCAAGUGAAGAAUGUAAUAAAAACAUCUCCUCAAACACUCUCAAAUUUGUGCCUAAAAAUUAAUGUAAAAUUGGGAGGAAUUAACAAUAUCCUAGUUCCACACCAACGACCGUCUGUUUUCCAACAACCUGUGAUCUUCUUAGGAGCAGAUGUUACUCACCCUCCUGCUGGUGAUGGCAAAAAGCCUUCAAUUGCUGCUGUUGUAGGCAGUAUGGAUGCACACCCGAGCCGAUACUGUGCCACAGUUAGGGUGCAACGCCCUCGGCAGGAGAUUAUCCAUGAUCUUGCCUCCAUGGUGAGGGAGCUUCUUAUCCAGUUCUACAAAUCCACAAGGUUCAAACCCACCCGAAUCAUCUUUUACAGAGAUGGUGUGUCAGAAGGACAGUUCCGACAGGUGUUGUAUUAUGAGCUGCUAGCAAUCAGAGAAGCCUGCAUUAGUCUGGAGAAAGACUACCAGCCUGGAAUCACAUACAUUGUAGUACAGAAAAGACACCAUACAAGACUGUUCUGUGCGGACCGAACUGAAAGGGUUGGAAGAAGUGGCAACAUACCAGCUGGGACGACGGUGGAUACAGAUAUAACUCAUCCAUAUGAGUUUGACUUUUACCUCUGCAGUCAUGCUGGAAUACAGGGUACUAGCAGACCUUCUCACUAUCACGUCUUGUGGGAUGACAACUGUUUCACUGCUGAUGAACUCCAGCUGCUGACCUACCAGCUGUGCCACACAUACGUGCGAUGCACUCGAUCUGUCUCCAUCCCUGCUCCUGCGUAUUAUGCCCAUCUUGUGGCAUUCAGAGCUAGGUACCAUCUUGUGGACAAAGAGCAUGAUAGUGCUGAAGGAAGCCACGUAUCUGGUCAAAGCAAUGGUCGGGACCCACAAGCCCUUGCCAAGGCAGUGCAAAUUCACCAGGAUACCUUACGUACCAUGUACUUCGCAUGAGAGCGACUGUAGACCCCAAACAUGCACAGGUUUGACUUAAUACAAGGAACCUGAAGGAUCUCAUGUGGGUUUUCAGGGCCCAGCGGGGUGGUUCCCUUUCACAGAAAUCUCCUGACCUCCCGUUUCUCCCCAGCAUUCUCUUCUGGCUUGCACUGAAGCCCAGGCGCAAUGAUUGAGGGGCGGGCUAGUCCUGGGAAUAGAAGAUCAUUGAGGAACACAGCACUAUUAUGCAAUAUGAAACCAGCCAACUGCUAGAUUGUUGUAAUGGAGCCUCCACUUGGAUGCACUGCUUAUGUUUUGUGUUACUUUUAAUUUCCAAUAUUUAAUCCUUUUAUGCCUUUACCUCAAAUUGCUCUGCAGCAUUGGCUGUCUUUGCAAAAAAAAAGGAAAAAAAAAUCACAAAAAGACAAAAGCAAAUUAUAGGGAUGUGUGAGAGUAUGUCUGAAUAUCUGUACGGGGGGGGGGGGGGCUUUGUAUGGGCAACAAAGGUAUAAUACUGUGUAUUUGAGAUACAGCAGUAUGGCCUAACUGCUGUAUUUCUUUGAUUGCUUUUAAUAUAGUACUUAUCUUGUAGCAGAAAGUGAUUUAUGAAAAGACUAAUAUCUGUUCUAUGUAACCUCUGUGCCCCUUUUGGUGGUAUUGGAGUGAUUUUUAACACUCCAGCUAUACAGGGGUAACGCCUCUCGUGUGCCCAGGUAUUUAGUAUCUGUAUACACAAAUGUAUGUGUGUACCUAUACAAUAUGUGUCUGUAAGUGCAAGUGGACAUUAGAGCUGAAAUAUGAGGAUGUUGUGCAAAAAAAUAUGGGGUUUAGAAUUGUGGCACAGCUGUCUUUUUUUUUUUUUUUUUCCAUUUUACUUUUUCAAAUUAGGUUUUUCUUAUUUUUAAUAUGUGCACAUCUCUCAGUACUCCCUGCUCAUUUUCCCCUCUCCACCAAUUAAAAUGAUCCAAGUUGGUACUGGGAAUGUUGUGUGUGCCUAGUAAGGCCAUGCAGCUGCCAGAGUAAUCGAAACUUGUGAGGAUGGUUGUAAUCUGUCACAUCUGAGGCUACCACUGCCUUACUCCUAGAAUCAUUGCAAGCUCUGGGCAUGCGCAAUGAAGAUGCUGUGAUGUGCUCUGCCCAGGGCGCACUUCUGGGAGUUGGGAAGUAACCACUUCCAUUGCUGGAUGGGAGUUUUGGCAGUACAAGAUAACUGUCUUGACCAUUCCAUUUUAUGUCAGUUACUGGGCAUUUAUUACCUGUAUGGUGGCAGGUCUACAACUGGCUUUACGAUAGCCAAAGCUAGCACAUGUUUCUCUUUAGUGUUUAGUCUAGAGACUAAUAAAACUACUCUAAAUGCCUCUAUUUAAUAACAUUUUGCAAAGAGCACUGAUGUUUAAUUUACUCCUAGCAACCAUACUUUGGCUGUUUAGUGUAGUGAAAGCAAGGUCAAUUGUGCUAACUGGUUGCUUUGGGCUUUUGUCAUUUUUUUUUUCUCUUAAAACAGUACACCUAAAGCAAUUUAAAAUUUGGGCAGAUGCUGGCAAUGUUAAUUUCCCACUAGCUUUGUUUACCUAUUGUGAACGUUGGUUGUGAGAUGGUCCAUAAUUCCCUGGUGCAACCAUCUUGUCCACUGCAAGGGUGUUUAACUCACCCUGUUAGGGUUUUAUUUGAUUAACUGUAUUACGAGGACGCAGGAGGGGUAGUGAAAUGCCAUAGAUGAGAGAGCCAGGUAUUUUGUAUUAGAAGUCUCACUGUUGGGGUAUUAAGUGAUAACCAAGCAGUGAGUGAUUCAGCUCACCGGUGUCCACAUCUUGUUUUGAGUAGACUAAUUCUCUAAAGUUUAAGUACAUUUUUGCACUACCUAGCAUCUCUUAUCCACCUACAUUCAUCUUAUCCCAUCUAGUCAUCAAAAUCAUACCUCCGAUGGACAGAUUCUACAUAUAGCCUGUUGUCUUUGGUUCUGCAAGUGUUCAAAUUGGAGUAUACUACAACAUUGGUCUGUAAGUGCUGUCUGGCUGAGAACUGUGUUUGCAUGUGAGGUGUGAUUUAUUUAAAAAAAUAUUUAUUUUUACAUUUUUUAAUGGCUAGCUGAUUAUGGAGGGGUAGGGAUGUUGGGUAGUGCAAAAAAAAGCACACUUGCCAUUUAAAUGGAGGCUAUACUCUUUUUAUAUGCAUUGUUUUGCUUUCCUUCAUGGUCUCAAGAAACAGCUCAAAUAUCCCUGGCCACUCCUGCAUCUCAAUCUUUAUUCAUGAUUAUAAUACCAAAACAGUCUGAUCAAAUCUUUAAAUCACAUUAGUUUGUAUGCUGCAAGUUUCCCCACCUUUGCACUCCAGGGGAGCUAGAUGAUUUUGCACCCUACUGAAUCAAGUAGGAAUCUGCUACAGUAAGGUGGGGAAAUUAACAUUUUUGAUCUAUGUAAUAUACUCAUUUUCAUGGAAGUUAUGCUUUUCUAGUACUUUAUUUUUUUUUAUAUUUAUUAGUCAUGACACUAAUUUAAUUGUUUCAGAACAUAUUCUGUGCAACUUUUUUUAAUCUUAAAAAAAAUACUGUGUGUGCGUCUGUGUAACUGACAAAUCUAUGUUUUUAUUUUGCUCUCUUUUUAGUGCAAUAAGCAUAAAUUAAUUUAAACCCGUUAAUGCCAAAGAUGCCCGCAGAGCAUUGCCGGCUCCUCUGGCUAGUUUGGGUUUAACCAUAUGUAAAAGCCUUAAUUAUGAAAUGAAGGUGUCAAAAUAAGAAACUUUAGAACACUGAAACUUGUCUACCCAGAAAUAUUGUGGGAGGAUUGUGUUCCCAUAAGUGAAAUGGUGCAAUGAUUGGUACUUAAUGCUUUAUACACCCAACACAAAGUUUUUAUAUUUUAUUUGGACCAAUAGGCUUUCCUUACUGCAUUGUGUGCUAAAGUGUUCUAAUUUGUGAAGGGCAUUGUUUAUAUGUUACAUCUGGAAUGGAACCUGUAGGUUUAUUUAAUCACAUGGUGCAAGCAAGAUAAAUUGAGAUUCAUAUCAUUCAUUCGGUAUGAUUUGUUGUGCCCUAAUAUUAGUCUACAGCUUUUGCAGCGCCUAAAGACUGUAAGGCUUACUACCUUAAAGGGUUUGUAAAGGAUUUUUUUUUUAUCUUAAUAGCUUCCUUUACCUUAAUGCAGUGCUGUUUUCAUGUC